CACGUUGCAUUGUUUUCCACCCACCCACCUAUCUGUCUUUUUCCUUUUCUUUUUGUCAUUACCAUUACACAAAAUUUAAUCACAUAAUCCAAAUUAACCUUCACUAAUCAAUUUCUAUCAUAAUAUCUUGUUUAGCAAGAAAGACAAAGAAGAAACUAAUCAUUGCUUUAUUUGUACAUUAUUUAGAAACUAUCUUACCAAAAUACAUUUGACCAAUUGAUAUUUCAAAAUUUCAAUGGGGAAAGGAAGAGGUUGCAUACCAAGCAAGAAAAAAGCACCAACUACAGAAGAGAAUGAACCUCUUAGUGUUGAAAGCCAAAUUCCAGAAACUGAAACAACAAGUAGAAGCAUAGAUGUAGCAACAACAUCAGAAGCAGUGAAAAAGCUGAAAGUUUACAUUGUUUUUUACUCAAUGUAUGGUCAUGUGGAAUCAUUAGCAAGAUCAUUGAAAAAAGGGGUUGAUUCUGUUGAUGGUGUUGAAGGGUUUUUGUACCGUGUCGUAGAGACACUGCCAAAGGAAGUGUUGGAACUAAUGAAAGCACCUGAGAAAGAUGAUGAGGUUCCUUUGAUAUCUGCUGAGAAUUUGGCGGAGGCUGAUGGGUUGUUGUUUGGGUUUCCGACGAGGUUUGGUAGUAUGGCGGCGCAGAUGAAGGGACUUUUCGAUUCCACGGGGCAAUUGUGGAAGGAACAGAAGCUUGCUGGUGUUCCUGCUGGGUUUUUUGUUAGUACUGGUACUCAAGGUGGUGGCCAAGAAACUACAGCCUGGACAGCAAUAACACAAUUAGUCCACCAUGGAAUGCUGUAUGUUCCUAUUGGAUAUACUUUUGGUGCUGGAAUGUUUGAAAUGGACUCAAUUAGAGGUGGAACUCCAUAUGGUGCUGGAACCUAUGCAGGAGAUGGUUCAAGACAAGCAACUGAAGCUGAGUUGGCACUUGCUGAGUAUCAAGGUAGAUACAUGGCUAAUAUAGUCAAGAAGUUAGGCCAGAAAAGCUAGUUUCUCUUGAAGAGCUAAAAUGUUUUAUUCAAUUGUUAUGAUGAUAUUCAAAUUGAAAUCUUGUUGUGUUUAUUGUUGGUGGUAUAAGAUUGGUUGGAUCAUGAACCUUGUUAUUCAUUUUCUUCUUGAGGGGAAAAAAUGUACACUUUGUAAAGUUCAUACUUUUGUAAUCAUGUGCACUUCAUAAUAAAUUUAUGACACAGAUGUAUUUCAUGGGAGUUAAUUGGUAUUUUCAACUAGCUCAUUUCUUAGAGGA
This is a messenger RNA of Medicago truncatula (barrel medic), 1250 nucleotides long. Its product is annotated as probable NAD(P)H dehydrogenase (quinone) FQR1-like 2. The coding region runs from base 236 to 994 and encodes 252 amino acids. The record is from RefSeq and is a predicted model, not a curated record. Gene Ontology annotation, cellular component: membrane. Gene Ontology annotation, molecular function: FMN binding; NAD(P)H dehydrogenase (quinone) activity. The transcript is spliced from 2 exons. Lineage: Eukaryota; Viridiplantae; Streptophyta; Magnoliopsida; Fabales; Fabaceae.